Molecule: messenger RNA, 2578 nt
Organism: Phaedon cochleariae (mustard beetle)
Lineage: Eukaryota; Metazoa; Arthropoda; Insecta; Coleoptera; Chrysomelidae
Source: the annotation of a GenBank genome assembly
UGGUUUAAUGUUGGAAUUUUAAUUUUGCCUUGUUUAUGUUUUCAUUGAGAACUUGUAGUAUUUAUUAUUGAUAAUAGUGUAUUAUUAAUUUUAGGGAAACCAUGUCUUCGGAUUCGGGUUCUGAUAAUGAAUCAAAUCGUAGUGUAAGUCCUCCUCGUGGACCUGCACCCACACCUGGACAUGGAUUAGACAGGUCUACAUCAAAUUCUCCAGACUACAAACAUGGAGAUGCCAGCCAUGAAAGAUCUGUAAGUAGACAGUCCAGAAGCAAAUCAAGAUCUGUGAGUGUAGCAUCCAAUAAUUCAGGCUCACAAAAAUCACAUAGCCCAGCCAAGUCACAUAGAUCUGGUUCAGUAGUUUCUCAAAGAUCUGGCUCAGCUGCCUCUGAUAAAUCAGAUUCUGGAGGUUCAGAUAAAUCUGGUUCUCAACAUUCAAGAAGAUCUCAAUCACAUGGGACACAUAGGUCAGGCUCUGCAGCCUCAGUCAGAUCUAGAUCUGGUUCACCAGUUUCCAAACACUCUGAAUCUAAUGCCUCCAGAAGAUCUGGAUCUGCAGCUUCUAAAAGGUCAGGCUCUGUUGCCUCAAAAAGGUCAGGUUCUGUUGCCUCAAAAAGAUCAGGCUCUGUUGCCUCAAAAAGAUCAGACUCUGCUGCCUCAAGAAGAUCUGGCUCUGCAGCCUCUAGAAGAUCUGGCUCUGCAGAAUCAAAAACUUCAGAUGUUGCAGCUUCAAAGAGGUCAGGUUCAGCAGCAUCUAAAAGAUCAGGUUCAGCUGAUUCUAAGAGAUCAGGCUCACCAGCUUCAAAUAGAUCAGGAACACACAGAUCAGGCUCUAGAGGAUCACAAAGAUCUCAAUCAGGUUCCCAAAGAUCCAGAUCAGAUUCUGCAGGUUCAAAGCACUCAAGGCCAGCUUCUGCUGCAUCUAAAAGAUCAGGUUCAGCUGGUUCAAACAAAGUUGGGUCUCAUAGAUCUAGAUCAAGCUCUGCAGGGUCCAAAAGGUCUGCAUCAGGAGAGUCACAAAGGUCUAGAUCUGGUUCAGGUGCUUCUAAGAGGUCCAGGUCUGGCUCAGCAGCAUCUAAGAGAUCUAGGUCUGGUUCAGCAGCAUCAAAAAGAUCUAGGUCUGGUUCAGCAGCAUCUAAAAGAUCUAGGUCUGGUUCAGCAGCAUCUAAAAGAUCUGGUUCUGGUUCUAGAAGAUCUAGGUCAGGUUCAGCUGUAUCCAGACGAUCAGGAAGUGCAGUGUCUCAUAAAUCAAGAUCUAGUAGAUCACGUUCAAAGUCAAAAGCCAGAAGUGGUUCAAACAGCCCCAACUUACAAAUUGAUGAAGAUGAAGGAAGUGAAAAAGGUGAUAAGAGGAAAAGAGGCAGCUCUGAGGAUAAAGAAGUAAAAAAGAAGUCUAGAGUGUUGGAUUCUGAUAGUGAAAAUGAAGAAGGAGGUGGUGUUGAAAAAGAAAAAGUUGAUGCUGUUGACAUCUUUGGGGAUGCUGAUGAUAUAAGUAGUGAAGAAGAAAAGGACAGAGCUGAAUCAGACAGAGAGGAUGGAAGGAGAUCAAGGUCAGAAGAUGGUAGAAGAUCUAGGUCCGAGGAUGAAGCAGAACAGCGCCCGACAAUAGAAGAUGAUGAAGAGAAAGAAAAUGAACCUGAACCAAUUCCUGAAACUAGGAUAGACGUAAAAGUACCGAAAAUUACUUGUGAUUUGGGAAAGGAUAUACACUUUGUAAAAUUGCCAAAUUUCUUGUCUGUGGAAACUAGACCUUUUGAUCCUGAAACUUAUGAAGAUGAAAUAGAUGAGGAAGAAACUCUUGAUGAGGAAGGUAGAGCAAGACUGAAACUAAAAGUGGAAAAUACGAUAAGAUGGAGAGAAGUUGUGGAAGAUGAUGGAACUAUAAAAAAAGAAUCAAAUGCCAGGGUUGUUAGAUGGUCUGAUGGUUCUUACAGUUUACAUUUAGGUUCUGAAAUAUUUGACGUCUACAAACAACCCUUACAGGGGGAUCAUAACCAUCUAUUUAUCAGACAAGGAACUGGUCUGCAGGGUCAAGCAGUCUUCCGAACUAAGCUUAGCUUCAGACCGCAUUCUACAGAGAGUUUCACUCACAGAAAAAUGACAUUAUCUUUGGCAGAUCGGUCAACGAAAACUUCUGGCAUCAAAAUCAUGUCUCAAGUUGGUGUUGAUCCUGACCUAGACAAAGCAACCAGACUGAAGAAAGAGGAAGAAAAGUUGAGGCAAACACCGGUAAAACAGAAAACGAGUAGGAAGAAGUCUGAUAGUGGUCCUAGAUCACAUGGAAGCAGCUUCUUAAGAGAAGAAGAGGGCAGCGAUGAUGAAGGAGCUAUUUCUUUGAAUGCCAUCAAAAACAAGUACAAAUCUGGAAAAACUGCAGAUGUUACACCAAAAGGUGGUGCAAUUUAUUCAUCAGAUGAAGAUGGAUCAGACAUUGAAAGCAGUCGGCAUAAACAGAGAGGAAAACUUGAUUCAGAUGAAGAAAGUGGGAGCGAUUAAUUAUUCUUCACCUAGACAAAUGUAUUUUAUAUUUAAACAAUUUUAUAUAUUGUAAUGAUGAAGAAAUAUAGUACCUAACUACCUAA